AUGUACAAAGAAGUUUUAUUUGCAGUUAAAGUCACUGAAGGCGUUACUAAUAUGUUCCCUUCCUCAGUUGGAGUAAAACAAGGCUGCAUUCUAAGUCCUACCUUGUUUUCUUUUUAUAUAAAUGAUUUAACCUCAAUGUUUGAUAACACAUGUGAUCCUGUAACAUUACAUGACAUAAAAUUGUCUAGUGUUUUAUAUGCUGAUGACUUAGUAUUAAUAUCAGAAUCCUCAGAAGGUUUACAAAAUUGUCUAAACAAGUUAAAUACUUAUUGUGAAAAAUGGAACUUGACUGUCAAUCUUGACAAGACAAAAACAAUGAUAUUUAAUAAAAGUGGUAAAAAACUUACAAAAGACCAGUUUGUAUUGAAUAAUGAACUAAUUGAAUGUUGCACAGAAUAUAAAUAUUUAGAACUUAGAAAGUUUGCCGAAUAUUGUGAAUUUGGGAACUUAAAUGAAUCUUUAAGAGACCAGUUUGUGGUUGGACUUAAAGAUGAACAGACACAAAAGAAACUGUUAACUGUGCCGGACUUAACUUUUGUGAAAGCUAUCGGAAUUGCUAUAGCCGUAGAGACUGCAAACAAAGAUGCAAUUGAGUUAAGAGGGAAAUUCAACACCGAAAGUUCUGUAAACAGGAUACAACGACAGCAACGUAAACCGCCACCAAGUACAACAGAUAGACAAAAAUCGUUCGUAUGCUACCGAUGUAAUGGAAAGAAUCACAAAGCAGAUACAUGUAGAUUUAAAGACGCGGUGUGUCACAGCUGUAAUAAAAAAGGGCACAUUCGUAAAGCGUGUAGAUCAUCCGGUAAACCGAAACAAAGACCGGCGCAAAAGAAUGUUAAUUCCUUGGAUAAUCAAUCACGGGAAUACACAAGUGAUGAGGAUGAUUACUUAGGAAUUCACAGUGUUAAAAAUUCCAAUCAGGAUUCAAUUUGGAUUACGCCAAAUGUGCAUGGAAAAGAAAUUAGAAUGGAGCUGGAUACAGGUUCAGCCGUGUCAGUAAUUUCUGCUGUGGAUUACGACAAGUAUUUUCAAAAUGAAAAACUUGAAAGUGCAAAUGUCACCCUGAAAACGUAUUCAGGAGAGUUGUUAAUUCCAACUGGAUAUAUGAAUGUGCAAGUUAAAUAUAAUGGUCAAUGUGAAAAUCUUAAAUUGUAUGUAGUGCAAAAAGGUGGCCCUGCAUUGUUUGGGCGUGAUUGGUUAAGGAAAAUCAAUUUAGAUUGGAAAAAUCUCAAGUGGAUUAAUAAAAUUUCAGUAUCAAGAAAUUCAAAUGAAAAGCUGGAUUUAUUACUGAAGGAGUAUUCAAAUGUAUUCCGUGAGGGAAUAGGGUGUGUUGCAGAUAUAAAAGCACAUCUCACGUUAAAAGAAAAUGCUUCACCGAAAUUUGUAAAAGCUAGACCGGUGCCAUUUUCAGUCAAACCGCAAGUGGAGCGAGAGCUAAUAAGGCUUGAAAAGGAAGGAAUAAUUUCAAAAGUCGACACAAGUGAAUGGGCAUCACCAAUUGUCCCCGUUAUGAAAUCAAAUGGUACAAUUCGUAUAUGUGGAGAUUUCAAAACCACCGUGAAUCCUAUGCUUAAUGUGGAUCAGUACCCGCUUCCGCGGACCGAUGAGAUAUUCGCUACUCUCGCAGGAGGACAGAAAUACACGAAACUGGAUCUCCGUAAUGCAUAUUUACAUAUGGAGGUAGACGAUGAGUCAAAACCAUUGAUGACAAUCAAUACACACAAAGGACUGUAUCGUUAUAAUAGGAUGUUAUUCGGAAUUGCGUCAGCACCAGCUAUAUGGCAAAGAACAAUGGACCAGGUAUUAAAUGGACUUGAUGGUGUACAAUGCAUGUUGGACGACAUGAUUAUAACGGGCCCUGAUGACGAAACACACUUACAAAACUUGAAAAAUGUGUUACAGAGACUUCAGAACUAUGGUUUAAGGGCAAACUUGCAGAAAUGUUCUUUCCUCAAGGACAAAGUCAUAUACUGCGGACAUGAAAUUAGUGCAGAUGGACUCAGGAAAACUACAGACAAAGUACAAGCUGUAAUGGAAACUCCGACUCCGAAAAAUGUAAAGGAUGUACGUGCAUUCUUAGGACUAAUAAACUAUUAUCACAGAUUUAUGCCUAAUUCAGCAACUGUACUUAAACCAUUGAAUCAACUGCUAGAAAAAGAGCGAAUAUGGCGCUGGACAGACGAUUGUGAAAAGGCCUUCAAAAAGGCAAAGGAGCUUAUUACGUCAGACCAAGUGUUAACACACUACAACCCCGAAUUACCAGUCCGUUUAGCGUGUGAUGCUUCGCCAUUCGGACUUGGAGCAGUGUUAUCUCACGUUAUGCCAGAUGGAUCGGAAAGACCAAUUUCUUUCGCAUCGAGGAGUCUUACAAAAUCCGAAAAGAACUAUGCACAAAUCCAAAAGGAGGCGCUUGGAAUAGUGUGGGGAGUGAAGAAAUUUAACACAUUUCUGUACGGUAGGAAAUUUUCUUUAAUUACUGAUCAUCAACCUUUAACAGCAAUUUUUAAUCCUGAAAAAUCAAUUCCUGUAACUACCGCCGCUAGGUUACAGCGUUAUGCUAUUUUUCGCUCUGGAUUUACAUACAACAUCGAAUACAAAAAUACAAAGAAACACAAUAAUGCAGACGCAUUAUCGCGACUACCGAUGCAAAGUGACAUGAACAUUAACAGUGAAGACGCAGAUGAUCUUUUUCACGUGUUACAAAUUGAGGACCUUCCAAUUACGAGCGCCGAAAUUCAACGUGAAACUCGAAAAGAAAAGGUAUUAGCAUCAGUUUUGUACCAAGCAAUGAAUGGAUGGGAAAUAACGGACGAUUCGUUAAUAAAACCUUAUUUCACUCGCAGAAAUGAAUUAACUGUUAGUCAUGGUUGCCUUCUGUGGGGAAUAAGAGUCAUAAUUCCGAUUAAAUUCAGGAAUCGAAUUCUAGAAUUACUUCAUAGUAGUCACCCGGGAAUGGUGAAAAUGAAGGCGUUGGCCAGAGGGCAUGUCUGGUGGCCCGGUAUAGACAGUGACAUUGAACAUUUAGUCAAAAGCUGCACUGGAUGCCAGAUAAAUCAGCACGCACCAGCACUAACACCGUUACACCCAUGGGAAUGGCCCGAGACACCAUGGCAACGAGUUCAUAUAGACUACGCAGGACCGUUUAUAAACAGAAUGUUUUUUGUUAUGGUGGACGCGCAUAGCAAGUGGCCUGAGGUUUUCGAAAUGAAAUCGAUUACAGCAACAAAAACAAUUGACAUUAUGAGACAAGUAUUUGCUAGAAAUGGAGUACCUGCUCAUAUUGUAUCGGAUAAUGGACCAAGUUUUGCAUCCGCAGAAUUCGCAGAAUUCUUGAGACAAAAUGGAAUAAAACACACGAAGUCAGCACCCUAUCAUCCAGCAACAAAUGGACUUGUUGAGAGAUUUAUUCAAACAUUUAAACAGUCAAUGAAAGCAAUGAAAUGGGAAUCUGGUGAUGUAAACAAAAAGAUCGCAAACUUCUUGCUGACGUAUCGCCAGACACCACACACUAGCACCCACGAAACACCAUCAAAACUGUUUCUAGGAAGGGACUUAAGAUCUAGACUUCAUUUGUUAAAACCAAACUUACGAAACACCGUUAGAGUGAGCCAGGAAAAAUCUUGCGAAAUAAGAAUGAAUAAGAAGGAUAGACAAUUUGAAGUAGGCGAAAGAGUUAUUGCAAAGGACUAUAGAGGAAAAGAUCCGUGGGUAGCAGGAAUUAUAAGCGAGCGUGAAGGACCACUCAUGUAUAAAGUUUCAACCGACAACGGACACACAUGGAGAAGGCAUACAGAACAAUUAAAGUCUACUCAAAUGCCAAAAUCGUAUGAACAAUCAAUCGAAAACGAUAACAUUAUAGUUGACAAUACGGAGACACGCACACAACAACAUGUGGCCGAAAAAUCACCGGAACAAACCAAAAACAAUGAAAUGUCAAUGCCGCGACGAAAUCCAAUAAGAGAACGAAAUCCACCAAAAAGAUUAAUUGCCGAAAUGGAAUAG
This is a messenger RNA of Mytilus trossulus (common blue mussel), 4005 nucleotides long. RefSeq lists its product as uncharacterized. NCBI's taxonomy places the organism in Eukaryota, Metazoa, Mollusca, Bivalvia, Mytilida, Mytilidae. The transcript has 2 exons. Gene Ontology annotation, biological process: DNA integration. The record is from RefSeq and is a predicted model, not a curated record. Gene Ontology annotation, molecular function: nucleic acid binding; zinc ion binding. Bases 1 to 4005 code for a protein of 1334 amino acids.